Symbiodinium natans is the source of this 846-nucleotide messenger RNA. Lineage: Eukaryota; Dinophyceae; Suessiales; Symbiodiniaceae. The record is from the annotation of a GenBank genome assembly.
AUGGAGUGCGAAUCAGUUCCGGACCCUGCAACAACGCCUGCGGCUCAUGGGACCACCUUGGCGUACUUCUACGGCUGUGGGGGGCUUUGCGUCGUUUUCGCCCUGAUGAUGCUGUAUUCGAAGUGCCGAAAGUUUAGGUGGUUUGCUUUGGCCACGUUGAGCGAUGACCAGGAGAGCUCCGCCUGGAAAAGCGACUUGCUCUACACGAUGUUCUUUGUCCUCUCCGCCGGUGGGUAUCUCCUGGCAGCAGUGUCCACCCAGGUGUACCCGGCCGCGAAUUGGGGGAUCCAGACAAGCAAGGUGUUCAUCAUCUUGGCUUGGACUUGUCCACUCGCGGCUUGCUGUGGGGCGGUGCAGGCCAUGUGCACGAGGAGGUGCCUGAAGGGAAGCGUUUGGCUUCUGGGCCUGGCGUCGGUUUGCACCGCCUUGGUCGAGGUCGCGAUUCCAGGAGACAGGCACUUCCAGGGAUUUAUGUGGUGCCUUACGGCCUUAACCUUGGUCUGCGCAUUCGCCUGGGCAGUGGUGCCAUUCUUCGACACGACGAAGGAUCCCUGUCCGGGUGCGGUGGGAAAUAAUCCCUGUGGCGGCUACCGCAGUUUCUUCUACAUUCUGGCGAUGACAAGCCACAUGAUGGUGGCAAUCUGGGAACCGGAUUGUGGCUAUGCGGCCCAUCCCGUUUGCUACGACAGCUGCGGUAUGGCGCCGGGAUUCCAUUUUGUACUCGCGCUGAUUUUCAUUGUGCCUUUCUACGUCAGCGUGAUACCAUUCCAGUGCUAUCCCUUCCCCGUGGCCUUCCCGAAGAUACCAUCCUGCUUGGUCCGCACACAGCCCGAAGAGGACAGAUGA